Messenger RNA from Venturia canescens, 3916 nucleotides. It is a transcript of the gene ine, whose product is annotated as inebriated. Bases 483 to 3362 code for a protein of 959 amino acids. The transcript is spliced from 13 exons. Gene Ontology annotation, cellular component: plasma membrane. The record is from RefSeq and is a predicted model, not a curated record. Lineage: Eukaryota; Metazoa; Arthropoda; Insecta; Hymenoptera; Ichneumonidae. Gene Ontology annotation, biological process: sodium ion transmembrane transport.
GUUAGUUGCUCGUCGUCAGAUCGCCCGGUUGGUCGUACGACUCCCACAUUUACCGGGAGCCAUUUUUUAUUCAAUGUUUUUGUUUUCUCUGGUUACAAGAUUUGCGAGUUCUCGAAAUUCAUCUUUUCAUCAAUUGUUUUUUUGUCUUUAACUUUGUUAUUAAUAUCAAAGUCGACGACACACGUACAAUAAAUCGCGACUCGAUCGGUUCCAUGGCUGAGAAAUAAAUCCAGGUGAAAUCAGGCCCACGUGUGGUACCCAACCACUGCGUCUGACAGUGCGCGUCAUCACAAAGUGAGAAAAAGGAGUGUUGAAGCGGCGGGAGCUGGGAUCGCGAACACGACGAGCGUUUAUUAAACCGAGAGCUUCGUGCCUUCCGGAGAAAGACCCGAUGCAUUUCAGUCCGUUCGUCAUUCCAAUGCUAAGCACAGCAACGGAAUUGAGAAACGAAGAUAUCUGACAGUGGUUGAUAACUUGGCAAAAUGGAAACGUCGAACGGUAUACAAGGCGGAGUGAAAUCAACAACGAUGGGCGAAUGCGGAAACAAAUCAUCAUUGUUGAAGGGUCAACACGGGGUUGGUAGUGGAAGCGGUCGUUUGGUAACGAUAGGAAAACAGUUGAGUGUUCGAAAAAUGAGUACAAUGCCGGAGGAAGAUGAUUCGGAUGGUAUGGAGCCGGACGUGGUAAGGACGACGGGAAAUCGCGAGUCGUUGAACAAUCAGCCCUCUCAAGGUCACAACCAGCAAUUCCAACAAGGCCUGAACCAACGCUCGCAAGGGUGCGAAGCUCAAGGACAAAUUCAACCGGCCCUAGGGCAAGCUCACCCUACUCAUGCUCAUACUCAGCCGCUGUGCCACGGUCAAAUACAAUAUUCUCAGGGUUAUGGGACGAACCAUCAAGAUCCCGUCGACUCGGACACACCGAGCGAGAGCGAGCGAGAGAGGGCGCGUCUACUUAGCUCGGGUAGUCGUAAAAUCGUCGUUGCACCGUCGAUUAAUUCGAUUGGAGCCGGCGGCAAUUCGUCCUUUGCAAAUGGCGUCAAGAGAUCGAGCAGCGGUAACAGCAGUACGGACAGCGUUCACGAUAACAAGUCGACUAAUCGUCAUCAACGAUUGGCCGGUCUCGAGCCGGAAGUUCGACUAUAUCGUGAUAAUUCAACUCACGGUUAUUCCGGCCAUGCAGCUGGAAGAAUAAGCCGCGGUGUCGAGCUACACGGCGGUAUUAAUCCGAGCAACAGUUGCACCGGUGUACCGCGGCACAAUCGUUAUCCAAGUAUGCGAUCUCUCAAAUCGAACGCCACCGACGAUCAUCAGAAUCAACAGAGCUGGACCUCGAUGGUUUUAAGUGAUCCUCCCAGUCCAUCGAUUCGACCCUUCACCGAUUCCGUUUCCAUACGCUCUCUCGCUUCCAUCGGAUUGGGAUCCUCCGAUGGACGCAAACUCACUAUUCGGAGGGUGCCCACUUCACCCUCUGAAUUACUCAACAUGGUACAUCCACCCACGCCACUCGACGACGAUCUGUCGGCGUGUACGAGUUUCGACGAUGGUGACGCCGAGGAUCCCGGGGAUUAUCGUCAGCCAAAGAGGCCACACUGGGCCAACAAGGUACAAUUCGUUCUUGCCUGCAUCGGUUAUUCGGUGGGACUUGGAAAUGUCUGGAGGUUUCCAUAUUUAUGCUACAAGAGUGGGGGAGGUGUUUUUCUGAUACCUUACUUUCUAAUACUCAUAGUAUGUGGUGUUCCGUUGCUCUACAUGGAAUUAGCUAUUGGUCAAUUCACUCGCCGUGGACCGAUCGGAGCACUGGGCCAAAUAUGUCCCCUUUUCAAAGGAGCAGGCUUGUCGUCGGUAGUGAUAUCGUUUCUGAUGUCGACGUAUCACAACGUGAUAAUAGCAUACGCGAUAUAUUAUUUCUUCACGGCUUUUAAAGCCGAACAGCCCUGGUCUGGCUGUGAUAACUCGUGGAAUACACCGGCGUGUUGGCUACCCUCUUUUGGCUCUAUAGACAAUCGAACGAGACCCAACACUUCGAGGACACCAUCUGAAGAAUUUUUCAACAACAAAGUACUUCAAAUGAGUUCGGGAAUUGAGGAGCCAGGAAUUCUAAGAUGGGAGAUUGUUGCUUGUCUGGUGGCAGCUUGGGUUAUGGUUUACUUUUCAAUAUGGAAAUCGAUCAAAUCAUCGGCACAAGUAAGAUACCUCACGGCCACACUUCCAUUCUUUCUAAUUGUCGUCUUUCUCACUCGGUCACUCACCCUCGAAGGUGCUGACAAAGGGCUGCAAUAUUUUUUCCGUCCACGGUGGGAACUCCUAGGCGAUGCGAAGGUUUGGGUUAACGCGGCUGCACAAAUCUUCAACUCCGUCGGUAUUGCGUUUGGCUCAAUGAUAUGUUUUGCGAGUUAUAACAAAUUUCACAACAACAUACUCAUCGAUACAGUGGCUGUUUCGCUGAUAAACGCCUUCAGCAGUUUGCUCGUCGGCAUAUUCGCGUUUGCGACAAUCGGCAAUAUCGCCAUGGAACAAAAUACUUCCGUCGAUGAAGUCUUAAGCGGUGGACCUGGUCUAGUUUUCGUGGUCUAUCCUCAAGCAAUGGCUAAAAUGCCUGCCUCUCAAUUAUGGGCUGUUUUGUUCUUCUUCAUGCUCGUCUGCCUAUCGCUCAAUAGUCAGUUUGCCAUAGUGGAAGUUGUCGUAACAUCGAUACAAGAUGGAUUUCCGAAUUGGGUGAAAAAUCAUUUACUGUGUCAUGAGAUGUUGGUCCUUGUGAUAUGUACUGUUUCAUGUUUGUUCGGACUACCAAACGUCACCCAGGGUGGAAUAUUCUUCUUUCAACUGAUCGAUCAUUACGCCGCCUCGAUAUCGAUUAUGUUUUUAGCAUUUUUCGAAGUUAUCGCAAUUUCUUGGUUUUAUGGCGUUCGACGGCUCUGUAGCAACGUAAAAGAGAUGACGGGACGAGUGCCCUCCAUGUAUUUUCGAUUUUGCUGGCUUAUUGCCGCGCCUCUUCUCAUUAUGGCUGUCUGGGUGUUUAGUUUGAUCGACUACGAGCCACCCACGUAUCAUAAUGGAGCUUACCAGUACCCCUGGUGGGCCGAAGCCAUCGGUUGGGGAAUUGCUUCGCUAUCCCUUAUUUGUCUUCCGGCAUUUGCAAUUUACGUACUCAUACGAUCCGAAGGAGCGACUCUGGCCGAGAAAUUGAGAAACUCCAUAAAGCCACAUUUCGAAGCUUGCAAGCUUUGUGGCCAAGAAUACUGCACCGAGCCGUUACACACCGAGGACGAGGAUAUGGUCAAAGAACCCUUACCCGAAAUGAAUAGCCUCAUACAGCCGCAUGCCAUAAACUUUUUACCUCCAAAACAGCAAAUUCAAUGAACGUUGAUCAGACACACGCAUAUUCGAAUAGUAAAUGCUCAGUUCAAGCAGUGUUUUCACUGAUCGAAACAUUCCUCCCUUUCGUCACUAUUCCAUUUGUUCAUUAACAGAUUUCGUCCAAGUAUUGGCGUAGUAUAGAAACGAAUGAAGAAAAAAAAACACAACCAAACAAGAAGGAAAUUCAAUGAAGAAGCAAGAAAAACUAUAAAAAAUACAAGACUGCACGUAGAGUGUGUUGGAAAGGAAUAGUUGAUUGUGUACAAGUGAUUAUUUAUCUCGAAAAGAAUGAUAGAGUGAGUCGAUAAAAGGGAAUAGCCACCAGUUCGAAUAUUGAAAAUGAUUUUUUUUUUUUCAGUUUUUGUUUCCUAGUGAUUACCGAUUAAUCAAUUUUAACAGUUAUUUUAUUCGGAUAUUGGCGCCACGUCCCCUGUCGAAUGAUACAUAUCAAAUAAAAAAUUUUCUGCCGUUUAUUCAAUCUUAUGAACAAAAUAUAUUUGUAUACGAUAAGACGAUCGUAUUGACGAACAAUGACAAUAAAUUUGUUGAUUCAACAA